AUGGCCGAUCAGAGUGAUGUGGCGGCCCCGGUUGAGGACACCAUCGAACAAGCCGCGGAUUCGCUCAAACCACUAAAGGCGGAUGAUGUGAAGGAACCCAAAAAGGGACUGGAUAAAUCCACCGAGGAACCGACUCAGAACCUGAAUCGGUGCCUUGUCUACUGCAGAUUGCGCCCAGCGAACAAAACCGAUUUUCGGGGCGGAGGAUCAAAUUUGGUAUCAGUGGAGGGCAAAGACAUUGCUUUGAAGGGCGAGCGUCGAUACGCUUUUGACGGAACAUUUGAUCAGGACAGCACACAGGAGCAGAUCUUCGACUCUGUCGCCGUGCCGUGUAUUGAACACGCGUUUAAUGGUUUUUGUUCGGCACUGAUGUGUUAUGGCCAGACAGGUACAGGAAAGUCUUUUACUAUGUGCAACACAACCCCUGGCAAUGAGGGAAUUAUCCCUCGGGCGGCACGAUAUAUUUUUGAGAAGCUAGAAGCUUCUUCAGGACGUAACUACGAAAUUGUCGGGCGAUUUGUGCAGAUAUACCGCGACAACCUCGGUGAUUUGAUGGUGAGUUCAGGCAAAGAGCGGGUGGAGGUUCGAUUUGAUGAUGACGAGGGCAUUGUAUUUAUGGGGUGCACCUCCCGUGUUCUCUCCACUCCGCAGGAGUUUAUGCAAUUUUACCGCACCGGAAACGAGCGCCGUGUUGUGACGGCAACAGCAAUGAACCCGGAGUCGAGCCGUGGACACACCGCGCUGAUGAUUAAUAUUUCUUCUGAGGACCCCGAUGACCCUGCGGGGGGUAAAAUGCGGGGUAAAAUUACGUUUAUUGACUUGGCGGGUUACGAGCGCUUUAGUAAGACCGGUAUCACCAGCGACAACCCAAUCAUGAAGGAUGAAGCAAAAUGCAUUAAUGCUUCCCUGUUGGCUUUGGGGCACGUUGUCACGGCCUUGUCUUCUGGUUAUCAACAUAUUCCGUGGCGAGACUCAAAGCUCACUCGUAUUUUGCAGGACUCCAUCGGUGGUAGAAGUCGCACCUCCAUUAUUCUUACUGUUGGACCAAGCACUGAUCAUCUUUAUGAGACCACCAACACCCUCCAAUUUGGCCUGCGUGCAAUGUCGGUGAAGGUGUCAGCCAAGAAAUCCAUUGUGGUGAACUAUGAAAAGCUGGCUCGCAAUCUGCAGACAUUGCUGGAUGAGAAGGAAGAGCAGAUCGCUUUGCUUGAGGUACAGAUUGCUGGACGCGACGCUGAGCGGGCGGAGCUAAUGGAGCGGUACAACGAACAGCGAGCGGAGCUUGAUUUGCGAUAUGAGAAGGAUAUGGCGAAGUUGGUGGCAAAGAACGCAUCCCCGGAGCAGAUACAGUACCUGAACGAGGUGUACAAGGUGGAGGUUGAGAACCUUCACGAGCAGCGGGAUGAAGAGAUUAAGUAUAAGGAGGAGGUGCACUCGAAGGAAAUUACGAAACUUGUUCGUCAACAGGCGGAACAGGAGGCGAAGCGCCGGGCUGAGAUGAAGUUGGCGCAAGAGCGCAUCAUUGAGGACUUCCAGAAAAAACUUGACGAUGCACGGCAGGGGAAGAAUGAAGACAUCGUUGAUGUCUUGCGUCAGCUGACUGAAAAGGACUCGCUACUGGCCAGUCGAGCUAACGACACCGCCAGGCUUCAUGAACAUAUUGAGGUUUUGACGGAACAGAUCAAGGAGAUGGGUGGGACACCAGUCGAGGAGGCCGUCUUCCCAGAGACCUUCAUUGAUGUUGGCCAGGUUGAGGAAAUCCAACAGCAGCUGGGGGCUGAGUUGGAGUGGCACCGUGAGAAGGAAGCUCAGCUGUAUGCCGAGGUUGAGCGACUUUCAAAGAUUUCUUCUGAUCGUGUAGAGGAAAUCAACAAGUUACACGAUGAGAAUACGCAACUGCGUCAGUACCUUACCAAGAGUGGUGUUGAGCUCUCUGAAACCGAUGACGUAACAAAGUUUUUGCGUGAGAGACGCGCCAGGAUGGUUGACAGCAGUGAAAUGGAAACGCUUCGUGUCACUAUGCAAGCUGACUUGGAUGAAUCGAGGGCUCAAAAUGCGGAACUGACGAGAGAGGUGGAACGCCUCAAAGAAGAGCGUGCGCAGCAAUCUCUUCCAAUGACUGCACGCAUCUUUGGCACGGCGCGUGGCUCUGGGGGCACGGCGCGUAGCUCUGGAGGCCCGGGGCUGGGAAUUCCCCCGCUUGCUCCUCCCCUGGCCUCGGGGCGUGGCGCCAGUCAACUACGUCAGUAUUUCUUGUCAGCUGACGAGACGAGGACGGCAGAACUCGCGUCCCAAGCAGAUGCCUCAAAAAAAGCAGUAAAACAGUUGUCCGAUCAAUUGACGUUCAGUAUACAGGAAAAAAAUUCUCUGCAGGAACGCAUUCGGAAGCUGGAAGAAGAAAUGACGGCUAAUGGUUUGGUCGUUUCGCAACCGUAUGUACCCCCAAUAAAGUUGGGUGCUUCUGCUCUGCCACCUGCGCCUUCUCUUGCGAUUUCCUCUGUGCCAGGGGUAACGCCCGAUGCCGAUCUUGAUGUACUACUUAAAGUGAAAGAUGCGGAGGUGGACGAAAUCAUGGAGGUAAUUGAGCGUCAACAGUACCUGUUGACAACUGCCCGGGCCAACGAUGAACGUUACCAACACGUGAUAAACAUUCUUCAACAGUUGAUUGAUUCGGCAGAACUGCCGCGUCCAGAAUUGCAGAGCAUCCCUUCGCCGGUGGACUCUAUUGCGAUGGACGACUAUAUGAACAUACUACGGGCACUACGUGAGAGUGAGAGAAAAAUGGCUCUUCAUCUCAUAGAACGAGAUGGUAAGAAUUCUGUUGGGAUGGAGGCACUUCUUGAGGAAAAGGAUCAGGAGCUCCAACUCAAGGAUGAACUCGUUAUUGGACAUGCGUCCAAGAUGCAGUUUGUGGCCAAAGUCUGCAUUCGCCUGAAGAACCAGUUGGAACGUUUGGGUAUCAUACCUUGUUGUCAACUACCCGACUCCUAUAAGGAAUUGAUUGAGCAAGAGAGACUUGAGAUGGAGGAUCAAAUAAGGGUUCAAAAUGACCUUGAACAGCAACUUCUCUUGGAAGCGGAAGAAAAGAAACGUUUGACACAGGUGCUCCGGUCCAUGCAGGAUGAACGUGAGAGGGACUCCGAUGUCAUGCGUCGCGUUCAACAGCGCUGCAAGGAGGCACAGGAAAAGGAGAUGUAUGCCUCGGAAGCUCUGUCUCGGCUCACGCGAGAAAAAAGUGUGAAGGAGAAGGUGCUCGAGGAAUCGAUGCGGACGGCAGCAAUGGAGAUUUUGGAGUGUAAGAUGCACUUGAGCGAAGCAAAGGAACUUGAAAACACAAGAGGUGUUGGACGACUUCUCAAAUUGUUAUUUCGUCGUUGA
This is a messenger RNA of Trypanosoma rangeli, 3378 nucleotides long. Its product is annotated as putative kinesin. NCBI's taxonomy places the organism in Eukaryota, Euglenozoa, Kinetoplastea, Trypanosomatida, Trypanosomatidae. Gene Ontology annotation, molecular function: ATP binding; microtubule motor activity; microtubule binding. Gene Ontology annotation, biological process: microtubule-based movement. The record is from RefSeq and is a predicted model, not a curated record. Bases 1 to 3378 code for a protein of 1125 amino acids. The transcript has a single exon.